AUGGACCCCAGGGAAUGUGUCUGCAUGUCUGGAGGAAACUGCAUGUGUGGAGACAACUGCAAAUGCACAACCUGCAACUGUAAAACGUGUCGGAAGAGCUGCUGUCCGUGCUGCCCGCCGGGCUGUGCCAAGUGUGCCAGGGGCUGCAUCUGCAAAGGAGGCUCAGACAAGUGCAGCUGCUGCCCAUGA
Messenger RNA from Piliocolobus tephrosceles (Ugandan red Colobus), 189 nucleotides. RefSeq names its product metallothionein-4. The transcript has 3 exons. Gene Ontology annotation, molecular function: metal ion binding. Gene Ontology annotation, biological process: cellular response to cadmium ion; cellular response to copper ion; intracellular zinc ion homeostasis. The record is from RefSeq and is a predicted model, not a curated record. Lineage: Eukaryota; Metazoa; Chordata; Mammalia; Primates; Cercopithecidae. Gene Ontology annotation, cellular component: cytoplasm; nucleus. Bases 1 to 189 code for a protein of 62 amino acids.